AUCAUUUAUUUUUCAUAAACAGAAGAAACUAAGUUUUAAAAGUUAGCUAAACGCUUUGAUUAUAUUUCUCUUUUUCCUCUCAAAAUCGGAUUUAUAUAUUAAAAUUUUUGGGAUUUGUUUUUGUGAUCAGUCUUAGAUAUAUAUAUAUAUAUAUACACACACAAAGUUCUUUUAACUUGGGAUGGCUAAUAGUUACUUCAAAGUGGAGACGGCACCUUUUGAUGAUCAGAUAGUUCCAGACAAGGAUGAUCUCCAGUUCUCUGUAGAUGUUGCUUCAGCAGCAGUUGGAAACGGUUGGCCACAAGUGGAACCGGAUUUAGAACAAUACUUGGUGUCACCAACACAGAGCUCACCAGCCUUCAGGAAGCGCCAACGUCGUGACAGCGCAUCAGUAGUGGGUGAAUUCUUCAACGAUGAUGGUGAACUGAAAGGUGGCCUCUUAUACAGUAACUCGAACAACCUUCGUAUCGGUUUAAUGAACUGUAACAGCGUUUAUAAUAACAUGGCCAACCAGAAUGGCGUAGAGCUUCACCGUGGUAACAGGUUAAUGGUGAUGAAUUCAGUCAAUAUGAACGGUUUUAAGACCCAGUUGGUGCAUCAGGCUAUUACCAACAAUGGUGGUAGCAAUAUGGGCAGCAACGGUCACUUGCCGUCAAUAGAGGACGGUCGUAAAGAGCUGGACUGGGACGAGUACUCAUCAAAUAUCAAAUUGGAACCAGAUAACUUUGACAUCGAUUCUAUAGGGGGUAUGACCAAUGUUGAUUACAUAAAUUCGAUUGACCAGCAAGACCUGGAUUUGAACCAGGAGAACUGCAAGGCCUUGUGGGACGACAUACGUCUGGGAAUGCACAUGGUCACUUCUCAGGACACUUCUCAGGACACUAUGGCCGGAUUAACUAAUCGUAUCAAGAGUGAACCUAUUGAUACUGAGUGGGACAAGCCCGCCUGUCAGUACACCUCAUCGAUUUUGCUCAACAAUACCGGUAACAACCAGAACAACAUUAUUAACAAUAACAGUAAUAGCAACCUUGGCAACAAUGGUGUUAACAUGCUUACUGCUUGUAAAUUUGAGCCGGUUCGGACAGCAUGUGCUAUAGAAUCGAAGCCGAACAUAAAUGAGGCCGGCGGGCAUCACCGGACUAAAGUGGGUAAACUUCAAUCAUCUCUUAUGUCGAUGGGCUACGCCACACAACUUCCUGCUCAUCCCCACCACCAGAAUCUCACCUUCUUGUCCUCACCAAAUUCCUCUUCAUCACCUUCCUCAUCAGCUCUAUCCAACUCCUCCUCUUCCUCAUCGACGGGUGGCCCCCUGUUUCCGACCCCACCCAAUUCACUGCCCGCCAGCCCCGUCCAGGAAGGCUCAUUCCGACGCACACCACCGCCGCCGUAUCCAGGCAACCCGCGUCACUUUAUGAACUCCGUACUGUCAGUUCCCCCUGUGAGGACAGUAAACAAAAAACAACCGGUGACACAUCCUGGAUGCUCAACCAUAAAGUACAACAGAAAAAACAACCCUGAGUUGGAGAAAAGACGAGUUCAUUUCUGUGAUUUUCAAAAUUGCCGUAAAGCGUACACGAAAAGCUCUCACCUGAAGGCUCAUCAGCGAAUCCAUACAGGAGAAAAACCUUAUCUUUGUACGUUUCCUUCCUGCCAGUGGCGCUUUGCUCGCUCCGACGAACUCACCAGGCACAUACGAAAACACACCGGUGCCAAGCCAUUCAAGUGCAAAGUCUGUGAGCGAUGCUUUGCACGUUCUGAUCACUUGGCGCUGCACAUGAAACGCCAUGAACCCAAGAACAAAUGAACCGAAGGUUUAGAAUUUUGUUCUACCAUGCACACCGUGAAGGAUUUCGGAGACGACAAUAGUAACAGAAGCGGGGCAUGGCUGAAAACACGCUCUUUCCUCGCCUCUUCUUGUGUUCGUCACCCUUGUGAAACGGGCCAGGCAUGUGGUAGUUUGCUUGCACAGGACAGGGUCCUUCAAACCCUUCGAAGAGUGGGGCUAGAUGAAACCCACUGUCUUGAUGCACCAAUUGCUGUGCCGCGAAACCUCUGGUGCUGACAUGAGCUUUGUGAUUGGAGUGUGAAAGAUUUAUUAUUUUCCCCUCAAUUUUUGCAACUAAUUUUUUUUUUUUUUAACUAUUAAAAAAAAAAUACAUUUUUACACACACCAUAAAAAAAAAAAAAGAACAAUGAAAGUUGGAAAAUUUUUAAAGAAAUAAAACUUUAUACAGAAAUAUAUUGUACUGUGGAGUAUUAAUGGCUAGAAAAACCACUUUUUUUUCUCUCUUUUUAAAUUUAAAAAAAAAAAUUUUUUUUUUUUUUUUUACAACGUAUAGCCCAUCUCCACCCCCAGAAAAAAAAAACUCACCAUCACCACCUCACUGUUAUAUUUCUUAAACUCAGACCUCUCCUCAAAUAUACAUUUAGAGGCUUACACUCAUACAUACACACAUUACAUAAUUACAUAGAAAACCCCAUAGUGUGUUGGAUUCAUCAAUUCACCAAAAACAGACUAUGAAUUAUAUAUUGUUUUACAAAUUCUUUUAUUAACGACCAAACACACUAAUUUCUCAAAGACAUUCAGUAAUGUGUUAUUUGUUCAUAUUGAUCAUCAUAAUAAUAAUGAUAAUAAUAAUUAUUAUUAUUACAAUUAUAUACUGUCAAUUUAACAUUUAAAAAAAUAAUAAUAAUAAAAGUGGACAACUGUCUUUAUUUUAUAUAUA
Octopus bimaculoides (California two-spot octopus) is the source of this 2726-nucleotide messenger RNA. RefSeq lists its product as uncharacterized. Gene Ontology annotation, cellular component: transcription factor TFIIA complex. The record is from RefSeq and is a predicted model, not a curated record. NCBI's taxonomy places the organism in Eukaryota, Metazoa, Mollusca, Cephalopoda, Octopoda, Octopodidae. Gene Ontology annotation, molecular function: RNA polymerase II cis-regulatory region sequence-specific DNA binding; histone acetyltransferase activity; DNA-binding transcription factor activity, RNA polymerase II-specific. Gene Ontology annotation, biological process: transcription initiation at RNA polymerase II promoter; regulation of transcription by RNA polymerase II.